Molecule: messenger RNA, 3579 nt
Organism: Aricia agestis (brown argus)
Lineage: Eukaryota; Metazoa; Arthropoda; Insecta; Lepidoptera; Lycaenidae
Gene: snu
Product: ABC transporter G family member 23
Exons: 17
Coding region: 165-2501 (778 amino acids)
Biological process (GO): transmembrane transport
Cellular component (GO): ATP-binding cassette (ABC) transporter complex; membrane
Molecular function (GO): ATP binding; ABC-type transporter activity; ATP hydrolysis activity
Source: RefSeq, a predicted model, not a curated record
GGUAGAAGCCGCACUCCGCAUCGAACGCGGACGACGGCCAUCUUGGAUUUCGUUCCAUUUUCAAAACGGUGAACAUUUAGAAAAAAAAGAAAGUGUGUGCUAGUAGCUUGUGGCUUUGUGUGUGUCUGUGCUAUUGGAUAUAAUAUUUUCGGAAUUGUGAUAAAAUGGCGUCGAAAGACCUAAGGACGGAACGGGUCAAGCAGAUGUUCAGCUGGACUACCGCAGAGACGAGCCCCGCGGGCGCGGGCGAGGAGAAGGAGUCCAAGAUGGGGGGGAUCCAGUUCUCUGCGCCGCUGGAGAAACAGCAGAGCACGAUGUGGCAGAAGCGCGCGCAGGCGGUGUGCGUCCGGCACGCGUACAAGCACUACGGGUCCAACAAACGGCCCAACCACGUACUCAGCAACCUCAACAUGACCGUCGCCAAGGGGACCAUUUACGGUCUGCUCGGCGCGUCGGGGUGCGGCAAAACGACGCUGCUGUCGUGCAUCGUGGGCCGACGUAAACUCAACAACGGCGAGAUAUGGGUGCUUGGCGGAAAACCGGGGACGAAAGGCUCGGGCGUCCCCGGCAAGCGCGUCGGCUACAUGCCUCAGGAGAUAGCUCUGUACGGAGAGUUCACCAUCAAGGAGACGAUGAUGUACUUCGGGUGGAUCUUCGGCAUGCAGACCAGGGAGAUCCUGGACCGGCUGCGGUUCCUGCUGGACUUCCUCGACCUGCCCAGCGAGAAUAGGAUGGUGAAGAAUUUGAGCGGUGGCCAACAACGGCGAGUUUCCUUCUCCGUGGCCCUCAUGCACGACCCUGAGCUGCUCAUCCUGGACGAGCCCACAGUGGGCGUGGACCCGCUGCUGCGGCAGAGCAUCUGGAACCACCUCGUCCGCAUCACAUCCUCGGGAGACAAGACGGUCAUCAUCACCACGCAUUAUAUCGAGGAGGCGCGGCAGGCGCAUUGUAUCGGUCUGAUGCGUACCGGUCGUCUGCUGGCGGAGGAGUCGCCUCAGGCGCUGCUCACGAUGUACAGCUGCGUCAGCCUUGAGGAUGUCUUCCUCAAGUUGUCCAAGCGCCAGGGCCAAGCCAACCAGGUGGUGGAGCUGAACGUGUCCGGUGGCCUGGGCAAGAUGUCGCGACGGGAGGAGGCGCCGUACGCCGCCGAAGACGCUCACGUCGUCGGCCUCAACUUCCACCAGUCCAAGGAGGUGCUCAUCGUGGACCACGCGCCGAGCAACGGUGAUCUGCCGGGCAAGAUGACGGAGGCUGUGACGGCGGAGUGCGAGGACUGCGGGGACUGCUUCAACUUCACGACGCGAGGCAAGAUCAAGGCUCUAGUCCAGAAGAACUUCCUCCGGAUGUGGAGGAACAUCGGCGUGAUGCUGUUCAUAUUCGCGCUGCCCGUCACCCAGGUCAUCCUGUUCUGUCUGGCCAUCGGCAGAGACCCCACUGGGCUUAAGCUGGCCAUCGUGAACCACGACGUGCGAGUCAUAGACGGCGACUGUCCCUUCAACUCCACCUGCUCCAUGAAGAACCUCUCGUGUAGAUACCUCGCGCAUCUCAAAAACCAGUCGAUAAUAAAAGAAUACUACGCGGAUCUGGACAGCGCGCUACAAGCCGUGCGCGACGGCGACGCCUGGGGCACCAUCUACUUCAACGAGAACUACACCGACUCCCUCGUCGCCAGGCUCGCGCUAGCGGACACCGCCGACAACGAGACCAUAGAAUCCUCUGAAGCGCAGGUGUGGCUCGACAUGUCCAACCAGCAGAUCGGACUCAUGCUCAACCGCGAUAUACAGUUCUCCUACAGAGACUUCGCUAAGAACCUGCUGGAGACGUGCAACUACAACCCCAAGGUGGGCGACAUCCCCAUCGACUUCCGCGACCCCAUCUACGGCGACAACAACCCCUCCUUCACUGACUUCGUCGCGCCCGGCGUCAUACUCACGAUCGUGUUCUUCCUCGCCGUCGCUCUAACCUCGUCAGCUCUGAUCGUGGAGCGCACCGAGGGUCUGCUGGACCGGUCGUGGGUGGCGGGCGUCUACCCCGGCGAGAUCCUGUUCUCGCACGUGGUCACCCAGUUCGUGGUGAUGUGCGGUCAGACGGCAUUGGUGUUACUCUUCAUGAUCCUCGUGUUCGGGGUCAAGUGUAACGGGAACAUCGCGUAUGUGGUGAUGCUGACGCUGCUUCAAGGUCUGUGCGGCAUGUGUUUCGGCUUCGUGAUAUCGGCGGCGUGCGAGCUCGAGCGCAACGCGAUCCAACUCGCACUUGGCUCGUUCUACCCCACGCUGCUGCUCAGCGGAGUCAUCUGGCCCAUCGAGGGCAUGCCCUGGAUCCUGCGCUACGUGUCCCUCUGCCUGCCCCUCACGCUCGCCACCUCCGCCCUGCGCUCCGUCCUCACAAGGGGCUGGCCCUUCAGCGAGCCCGAGGUCUACCUCGGCUUCAUAUCGACGCUCAUCUGGAUAGCGCUCUUCCUCGUGGUCACGCUGACCAUCCUCAGGUUCAAGCGCGGCUAAGCGAUGCACCCCGGCGAGCUUGUAUUAGUUGCGUGUCAAACUGAUAGCUGUCACGAUGACGUCUGUCAAACUGACAGCUGUCGAGCCGCCAUUACGACUAGCACAAGUUGCGCGCGGCGGGGUGUGUAAAUACGCGUCCGGUCGUCGUUUUACCACCGAAGCGGCGGCCGCUAGUAUGAUCGUUAGUCCAACUGUAAAUAUUAGUGUAUUUAUGAUCCCUCGACUGCCGACAGCUACAGUACCGGGAACAAUCGAGUUACCAUAGAUUAGGAUGGUGCCAUAGAUUAUUUCUGUUCACCGAAUAUAUCGAUAUCGAACCCUCGAACACGGUGCAAAUAUUUUUAACCAAUGAUAUAAAAUAUUUAUCGAAGAGCGAGUUUUUAUGGCUUUACGCAUUGUAAGCUGUACACAAAUUGUACCGCAAAAAAAAAACUGUCAAAUGUUGAGUGCGCGGGAGAAUGUUCUAUUUUCAAAAAUAAAGUUUAUUUGUACCGUAACCACGACCAACCAACAUAAGAGAGCGCCAUCGAAGCAAAGUAACUUUAAAAUAGUUUUAACUAGAUUUAGGUGUGAAAGAAGUAUAUUAAAUCGAGUGAGGAUAGUCCAUGAUUAGACUAAGUAUUUUAUAUUAUAUAUUUUUGUAUUGGUGUAUAUUUUUUACUGUCUCGAAAUUACUAGGACAAUUUAUUAAUGGUGACUUACGGUGUGGUAUCUCUUAAGUCUUUGACAAUUUCUGCUCAAAAGCAAAUCAAUAAUUAUAAAUAAACAUUUUGCAGAGAAACCUAAUAGUUACUAUUUUGCACUUUGCAUUAAAAAAUAAAAAAAUAAAAAAAACUGGAUACACAUAAUAUUUUGUCUUUUCGUUUUUUUUUCUAUAAUGUUGCCAGUAUUGCUAGUUCUCCCACCAUUUUUGUACUAUUUUCUACAAAAUGUUUAUUUAUUUAUUAUGUUUUGCGCCUCUAUUUAUAAGCUAAUAGUUAUUAUGGGCGUUGUGAAUGGAUACAAGUGUCAGACUGUGAUUGUUUUGCUAGCAUUGACAUUUUUGUAAUGACAAUUAAAAUAAAACUGUACCAAAUUA